AGGAGGAGGCAUGGCGACCCCAGCAGGGCGCCCUCCUGGAGGCCGAUGCUUCGGAGGAGGCGGGCAUGCUGCCGGCCUCCCCGCGCGCCGCCGCCACCGGCUUCGACAACUUUUUCCCGGUGCAGGAGGGCGAGGGCCCAGGCUGGGAGGGCGGCGCGGCCCUGGAGGCCGGCUCAAGCCCCUUCCUGCCCGUGAGCCCCGAGGUCAUGAAGCGGCGGCGCGGGGGCCUCAUCGAGCAGCGCGACAUCAUCAAGGCCCACGAGGCGCACAAGAUGCAGAGCACCCCGCAGGCGCGGCGCAAGGAGUGGGAGAUGGCUCGCUUCGGGGAGGCGGUGGUCAUCGGCAGGCCCGGGUCCGGUGAUGGAGACUCGGACCAGAGCAGGAACCGGCAAGGAACCCCAGUACCUGCCUCAGGGCCGGCGGCCGCCUACAAGCAGUCGAAAGCGCAGAGGGCUCGGACUAUGGCUUUGUACAACCCCAUCCCUGUCCGGCAGAACUGUUUCACCGUCAACCGAUCCCUGUUCAUCUUCGGAGAAGAUAACAUUGUCAGGAAAUACGCCAAGAAGCUCAUCGAUUGGCCGCCGUUUGAGUACAUGAUCCUGGCCACCAUCAUUGCCAACUGCAUCGUGCUGGCCCUGGAGCAGCACCUGCCAGAAGAUGACAAGACCCCGAUGUCCCGCAGACUGGAGAAGACAGAACCUUAUUUCAUUGGGAUCUUCUGCUUUGAAGCUGGGAUCAAAAUUGUGGCCCUAGGGUUCAUCUUCCACAAGGGCUCUUAUCUUCGCAAUGGCUGGAAUGUCAUGGACUUCAUCGUGGUCCUCAGUGGCAUCCUGGCCACAGCGGGGACCCACUUCAACACACACGUGGACCUGAGGACCCUGAGGGCUGUGCGCGUGCUGAGGCCGCUGAAGCUCGUGUCAGGGAUCCCUAGCCUGCAGAUUGUUCUGAAGUCCAUCAUGAAGGCCAUGGUGCCUCUGCUGCAGAUCGGCCUUCUGCUCUUCUUUGCCAUUCUGAUGUUCGCCAUCAUCGGCUUGGAGUUCUACAGUGGGAAGCUGCACCGAGCGUGCUUCAUGAACAAUUCAGGUAUUCUAGAAGGAUUUGACCCCCCUCACCCAUGUGGUGUGCAGGGCUGCCCAGCUGGCUAUGAAUGCAAGGACUGGAUCGGCCCCAACGAUGGGAUCACGCAGUUUGACAACAUCCUUUUUGCUGUGCUGACUGUAUUCCAGUGCAUCACCAUGGAAGGGUGGACCACCGUGCUGUACAAUACCAAUGAUGCCUUAGGAGCCACCUGGAAUUGGCUGUACUUCAUACCCCUCAUCAUCAUUGGAUCCUUCUUUGUUCUUAACCUAGUCCUGGGAGUGCUUUCAGGGGAAUUUGCCAAAGAGAGAGAGAGGGUGGAGAACCGAAGAGCAUUCAUGAAGCUACGGCGCCAGCAGCAGAUUGAGCGAGAACUGAAUGGCUACCGUGCCUGGAUAGACAAAGCAGAGGAAGUCAUGUUGGCCGAAGAAAACAAAAAUGCGGGGACCUCGGCCUUGGAAGUGCUCCGGAGGGCCACGAUCAAGCGCAGUCGGACGGAGGUCAUGACCCGAGACUCCAGCGAUGAACACUGCGUCGACAUCUCGUCCGUGGGCACACCUCUGGCCCGAGCUAGUAUCAAAAGUGCCAAGGUGGACGGGGCCUCCUACUUCCGGCAUAAGGAAAGGCUCCUUCGAAUCUCCAUUCGCCACAUGGUUAAAUCCCAGGUGUUCUACUGGAUUGUGCUGGGCGUCGUGGCUCUCAACACUGCCUGCGUGGCCAUUGUCCAUCACAACCAGCCCCCGUGGCUCACCCACCUCCUCUACUAUGCAGAAUUUUUGUUUCUGGGGCUCUUUCUCUUGGAGAUGUCUGUGAAGAUGUACGGCAUGGGGCCUCGGCUCUAUUUCCACUCUUCAUUCAACUGCUUUGAUUUCGGGGUCACUGUGGGCAGUAUCUUUGAAGUCGUCUGGGCAAUCUUCAGACCUGGCACCUCUUUUGGAAUCAGUGUGCUACGAGCUCUACGGCUUCUAAGAAUAUUUAAAGUCACCAAGUAUUGGGCAUCCCUGCGGAAUCUGGUGGUCUCCUUGAUGAGUUCCAUGAAAUCCAUCAUCAGUCUACUCUUCCUCCUCUUCCUCUUCAUCGUCGUCUUUGCUCUCCUGGGAAUGCAGCUGUUUGGAGGCAGGUUUAACUUCAAUGAUGGAACUCCCUCGGCAAAUUUUGACACCUUUCCUGCAGCUAUCAUGACGGUGUUUCAGAUCCUGACGGGUGAGGACUGGAACGAGGUGAUGUACAAUGGAAUCCGUUCCCAGGGCGGGGUCAGCUCAGGCAUGUGGUCAGCCAUCUACUUCAUUGUACUCACCUUGUUUGGAAACUAUACCCUACUGAAUGUGUUCUUGGCCAUUGCUGUAGACAAUCUGGCCAACGCCCAAGAGCUGACCAAGGAUGAGCAGGAGGAAGAGGAGGCCUUCAACCAGAAGCACGCGCUGCAGAAGGCCAAGGAAGUCAGUCCGAUGUCUGCGCCCAACAUGCCUUCGAUUGAAAGAGACAGAAGGAGAAGACACCACAUGUCGAUGUGGGAGCCACGCAGCAGCCACCUGAGGGAGCGGCGGCGCCGCCACCACAUGUCCGUGUGGGAACAGCGCACCAGCCAGCUGCGGAGGCACAUGCAGAUGUCCAGCCAGGAGGCGCUCAACAAAGAGGAGGCCCCCCCAAUGAACCCCCUGAACCCUCUCAACCCCCUCAGCCCCCUCAACCCCCUCAAUGCCCACCCCAGCCUCUACCGUAGAGCCCGGCCCCUCGAGGGCCUAGGCCCGGGCCUGGAGAAGUGUGAGGAGGAGCGCACCCGCCGAGGGGGGUCCCUCAAGGGGGACGGAGGUGACCUUGACAACCAGCGGAGCCCCUUGUCUCUGGGCAAGCGGGAGCCACCAUGGCUGGCCAGGCCCUGUCAUGGGAACUGUGACCCCAGCCAGCAGGAGACGGGGGGAGGAGAGACAGUAGUGACCUUCGAGGACCGGGCCAGGCGCAGGCAGAGCCAGCGGCGCAGCCGGCACCGCCGUGUCAGGACAGAAGGCAAGGAGCCCUCCUCAGUCUCCCGGAGCCGGUCCGCCAGCCAGGAGCGGAGCCUGGAUGAAGGUGUGCCUGCCGACGGAGACAAGGACCGGGAGCUGCGGGGCAGCCACAUGGCCAAGGAGCCCACGAUCCAAGAAGAAGAGAGAGCCCAGGAUUUGAGGAGGACAAACAGCCUAAUGGUGCCCCGAGGUUCUGGGCUGGUGGGAGUCCUCGAUGAGGCAGAGGCCCCUCUGGUCCCCGCCCCUCCAGAGGCACCAGUGGAGAAGGACGAGGCACUGGCAGAGCAGGAGCCAGAGGGCAGCAGUGAGCAAGCCCUCCUGGGGGAUGUGCAGCUGGACGUGGGCCGGGCCAUCAGCCAGAGCGAGCCAGACCUCUCCUGCAUCACACCCAACACGGACAAAGCCACAGAGAGCGCCAGCGUCACCGUGGCCAUCCCUGACGUGGGACCCCUGGUGGAUUCUACGGUGGUGCACAUUAGUAACAAGACUGACGGAGAGGCCAGUCCCCUGAAGGAGGCAGAGCUCAAAGAGGAGGAGGAGGUGGUGGUGGAGAAGAAGAAGCGUGAGACGGGCAAAGCCAUGGUGCCCCACAGCUCCAUGUUCAUCUUCAGCACCACCAACCCGAUCCGGAGAGCCUGCCACUACAUCGUGAACCUGCGCUAUUUUGAGAUGUGCAUCCUGCUGGUGAUCGCCGCCAGUAGCAUCGCCCUCGCCGCGGAAGACCCUGUCCUCACCAACUCUGAGCGCAACAAAGUCCUGAGGUAUUUUGACUAUGUUUUCACUGGCGUGUUCACCUUUGAGAUGGUCAUAAAGAUGAUAGACCAGGGCUUGAUCCUGCAGGACGGCUCCUACUUCCGAGACCUGUGGAACAUCCUGGAUUUUGUGGUGGUGGUUGGAGCCCUGGUGGCCUUUGCUUUGGCGAACGCUCUGGGAACCAACAAGGGGCGGGACAUCAAGACCAUCAAGUCUCUGCGGGUGCUCCGAGUUCUGAGGCCGUUGAAAACCAUCAAGCGUCUGCCCAAGCUCAAGGCUGUCUUUGACUGUGUGGUGACCUCCUUGAAGAACGUCUUCAACAUACUCAUCGUCUACAAACUCUUCAUGUUCAUCUUUGCCGUCAUCGCCGUCCAGCUCUUCAAAGGGAAGUUCUUUUAUUGCACAGACAGCUCCAAGGACACAGAGAAGGAGUGCAUAGGCAACUACGUUGAUCAUGAGAAAAACAAGAUGGAGGUGAAGGGCCGGGAAUGGAAGCGCCAUGAAUUCCACUACGACAACAUUAUCUGGGCCCUGCUGACUCUCUUCACCGUCUCCACCGGGGAAGGAUGGCCGCAGGUUUUGCAGCAUUCUGUCGAUGUGACCGAGGAGGACCGGGGCCCGAGCCGCAGCAACCGCAUGGAGAUGUCCAUCUUUUAUGUGGUCUACUUUGUGGUCUUCCCCUUCUUCUUCGUUAACAUCUUUGUGGCCCUCAUCAUCAUCACCUUCCAGGAGCAAGGGGACAAGAUGAUGGAGGAGUGCAGCCUGGAGAAGAACGAGAGGGCGUGCAUUGACUUCGCCAUCAGUGCCAAGCCUCUCACCCGCUACAUGCCGCAGAACCGGCACACCUUCCAGUACCGCGUCUGGCACUUUGUGGUGUCGCCAUCCUUCGAGUACACCAUCAUGGCCAUGAUCGCUCUGAACACGGUCGUGCUCAUGAUGAAGUACUAUUCUGCUCCCUGUACCUAUGAACUGGCUCUCAAGUACCUGAACAUCGCCUUCACCAUGGUCUUUUCCCUGGAAUGUGUCCUGAAGAUCAUUGCCUUUGGCUUCCUGAACUAUUUCCGAGAUACCUGGAAUAUAUUUGACUUCAUCACCGUGAUUGGCAGUAUCACAGAAAUUAUCCUGACAGACAGCAAGCUGGUGAACACCAGUGGCUUCAAUAUGAGCUUCCUGAAGCUCUUCCGAGCUGCCCGCCUCAUAAAGCUUCUGCGACAGGGCUACACCAUCCGCAUUUUACUGUGGACCUUUGUGCAGUCUUUCAAGGCCCUCCCCUACGUCUGUCUCCUGAUCGCCAUGCUGUUCUUCAUCUACGCCAUCAUCGGGAUGCAGGUCUUUGGAAACAUAAAAUUAGAUGAGGAGAGUCACAUCAAUCGACACAACAACUUCCGGAGCUUCUUUGGGUCCCUCAUGCUACUCUUCAGGAGUGCCACAGGUGAGGCCUGGCAGGAGAUUAUGCUGUCGUGCCUCGGGGAGAAAGGCUGUGAGCCCGACACCACGGCACCGUCGGGGCAGAGCGAGAACGAGCGCUGCGGCACCGACCUGGCCUACGUCUACUUUGUCUCCUUCAUCUUCUUCUGUUCCUUUCUGAUGCUCAACCUGUUUGUGGCUGUCAUCAUGGACAACUUUGAGUAUCUGACUCGAGACUCCUCCAUCCUGGGACCUCACCACCUGGAUGAGUUUGUCCGCAUCUGGGCGGAGUACGACAGAGCUGCAUGUGGCCGCAUCCAUUACACUGAGAUGUAUGAAAUGCUGACUCUCAUGUCACCACCGCUAGGCCUCGGCAAGAGAUGUCCCCCCAAAGUGGCAUAUAAGAGACUGGUCCUGAUGAAUAUGCCUGUCGCCGAGGACAUGACUGUCCACUUCACCUCCACACUCAUGGCUCUGAUCCGGACAGCACUGGACAUCAAGAUUGCGAAAGGUGGGGCGGACAGGCAGCAGCUGGAUUCGGAGCUACAAAAGGAGACCUUGGCCAUCUGGCCUCACCUGUCACAGAAGAUGCUGGACCUGCUGGUGCCCAUGCCCAAAGCCUCAGACCUGACUGUGGGCAAAAUCUAUGCAGCCAUGAUGAUCAUGGACUACUACAAACAGAGUAAGGUGAAGAAGCAGAGGCAGCAGCUGGAGGAGCAGAAAAAUGCCCCUAUGUUCCAGCGCAUGGAGCCAUCGUCUCUGCCGCAGGAGAUCCUCGCCAAUGCCAAAACCCUGCCCUAUCUGCAGCAGGACACCGUGGCGGGCCUGAGUGGCCGGAGUGGAUACCCUUCGAUGAGUCCACUCUCCCCGCAGGAAAUAUUCCAGUUGGCAUGUAUGGAUCCAACCGAUGAUGGACAAUUCCAGGAACAACAGUCUCUGGAGCCAGAGGUUAGUGAAUUAGAAAGCGUGCAGGCCUCUAACCAUGGCACCUACCUUCCUCCGGACACCCAGGAGCACGCGGGAUCUGGGAGGGCAGCCUCUAUGCCACGCCUGACGGUGGAUCCCCAGUUUACCGACUCAGAAAAGGGUUUUUCUAGCCUUUCUUUGCUGCCUGCCUCUCAGAGCACCUGGUGGUGUGCCAGGAGAAGGCAGAGUUCCUUUGGCUCGCAAUCCCAGGGAGCGUCGAAACACCUGGGGACAGGUUUCUUUAUGUUCAGUGGCUCAUGUGGGCCCAAGUGUGAUCAGUUGUCUCUUGUAGGCCACAAGUCUGACACCCACCGCUCAGGAGGCAGAGAGCGGGGACGCUCGAAGGAACGAAAGCACCUUCUCUCUCCUGAUGUCUCCCGCUGCAACUCAGAGGAGCGAGGGACCCAGGCCGAGUGGGAGUCACCUGAGCGUAGAGAGUCCAGGUCACCCAGUGAGGGCAGGUCACCGACCCCCAACAGACAGGGCACCGGGUCCCUGAGCGAAAGCUCCAUCCCCUCCAUCUCUGACACCAGCACCCCAAGACGAAGUCGGCGGCAGCUCCCGCCAGUGCCUCCCAAGCCUCGGCCCCUCCUGUCCUACAGCUCCCUGAUGCGGCAUGCUGCCAGCAGCCUAUCUCCCUCCGCAGACGGCAGCGAGGGUGGCUCCCUGCUCUCGUCCAAAGCGCUGGGGGGCAACAACAACGCUUGCCUGACCGAGCCGCUGCCCGACUCCCCGCACGUCAAGCAGAGCCAGCAGUCCUCCCCGCAGCGCUACAUCUCCGAGCCCUACCUGGCCCUGCACGAAGACUCGCACGCCUCGGACUGCGGCGAGGAGGAGACCCUCACCUUCGAAGCCGCCGUGGCCACGAGCCUGGGCCGGUCCAACACCAUCGGCUCCGCCCCACCCCUGCGGCACAGCUGGCAGAUGCCCAAUGGGCACUACCGGAGGCGAAGGCGUGGGGGGCCCGGGCCUGGCAUGAUGUGUGGGGCUGUCAGUGACCUCCUGAGUGACACGGAAGAAGACGACAAAUGCUAGAGCUGCUCCCCCCUCCGAUGCAUGCUCUUCUCUCACGUGGAGAAAAUCAAGACCGAAUUGGGAAGCCUGUGCGGCCCGGGGGGGAGGAAGAGGGAGGAGGAAGGCGGAAGGACACCGUGCUUUGUCAGAGGAGAGGACGCGAAGGACAAAAGGACAACCAGUCGAACCCACCAAAUUGCUUUUAUUUCCCACUGCAAGAUGGGCACUGCCAUAGUUCUGCCUUUUUGCUGGGGAAAGAAAACGCGGGGGACCCCGAGGGCCCUUCCCAAGGAGGAGGGACAGACAGGAGGACGGCUUUGCUUCCCUUUGCCCCUUCCCACUUUCCUCGAAACUGGAGGGAUCCAGCUGGCCUGUGGCCAGUCACGUGGCCGCGAGAACCCUGGAUGACAUCACCCACCGGGGGAGUUGUGGAGACCAGAGGGGCGCCAUCCCGCUCUCAUCACACACUUGCUCCUCAGCCAGCACCACUGGCACCAGGGCGAGGGACGGCGGCAGCAGCUCAGGCCUCUUCCUGUGGCUGGCUUCCCCGGAGACGCACGGGCAAAGUGCGGGAACCUUGGGUGGGUGGCAGGGGGAGGAGGCAGAGGGAGGAAACACCCCAAGUGGAAGGAGCCAGGGUGCUGUGAAGACAGCAGCAAGGGCUGGUCUGGGUAAACAAAGCCAUAGCCCAGAGAGCCUCCCACAGAGGGCAAGGCGGGUUCAAGAAGUGGGGCGUCGGUGGUGCUGUUGGGGGUAGCUCUCCAGCCCUGAGACCUCUCCCCCGCACAGUAGGUGCUGUGAGUGUCAGCUAGGCUAGGACAGGCUAAGGACGCCCCUUAGGGCCCACGAGGUGCCUGGAGCUUUGGCAAGGAUGAUAGUGAAUGCAUUUCAGAGCCCGCCAGGCAGGGGUGGAUUGGGGCACCAGCGCUGGGCCCUGUGUAUGCCAGGCAUUAACCCUUUUGAUGCUGGCCAUGGGAGAACCCUAUGCCGAUAGGGUGGCAGAAGGCACGGGGCUCAAGUAGGAGUCUGUCAGCUGCAAUCGAAGUCAGUCAGUAGGCGUGACCGGGCUAAGCCACAAGGGUGCAGGCAGGCUGAAUGACUGCCUUAGACUCAGGUCCAGAAAGCCAAGCCGAGGGCCUCUCUACAAAGUGGCACGGUUAAUUUUUGGGUCAAGGCAAGCGAUGCCAAGUGCCUGAGGCCCAGCUUCCUGGCCACUGCCCAGAGAGGGCAGAGCAUACGUGUCCAGGGCGGGCCACACACCAGCUGCUGGGACUUUCGUACAGAAGGGCAAGGCAGGCUGUGGGAACAGUCUGAGAUGAGUCUGAGAUGGCGGAGGGCCUCCGGUGAGCGGGGACCUUGAUGCUGGCAGCUUCUGCAUCUUGCCUGCUGUCCCCGUGCUCCGAUGUCUUUAGGGUGACUAGUUAAUAUACCUCAGCUUAGUCCUGGGCUCUGUGUGCAAGCCAACAGGCCAUGGUGCGGCCACGUCACACAAUAUGUGACCCAGAUAGUUUCCUGGGCCAGGAUGGGGUUCAUAUCUACCCAAAGUCAGAGGUGGGCAAAAGACAGCCUCAGGCCAAUUAUGUCAUUCCUAACCCCCCGACCCCCCCACAUUGAGGGGCAAAGUCCCUUUCCAGGCUGAGCAAUGCUCCUUUAGGCUAUUUUGUUAGACAAAUCUCUGCAUUGAUUUGGGGCAAUCCUUGGAAAUACACAUUUCCUUAAGUACUUGCCCUGCCCCCAAGACCAUCACAUUAGAGGAGGAUCCCGAUGGAAGGCCUAGCCCUAGAGCCCCCUCCCAGGCUCUUCUGCGGAGACGGAGAACCACACCUCCUGGAGGUGUCAGUGAAUACAGCCCAAGCCCCUCCCCCAGCUCAGCUAGACUGCCUCGUGAGCCCCUGUGCGAUUUCCUUAAAAGAAGCCUCUUUUUUCUUAGGAAGCUGUUUCUUUUUUGUUGUCAUCAUCUUGGCUGAAAUAGAUGUAAGGUGUCAUUACCCCUGACAGCCAAAUUCAACCUCUUGGCGGCUGAACCACUUGUUGUGGACCCUCCUUCCCUCCUAGGUAUUCCGGAGCUCCGUGGCCCAAGGUCGGUAGACCCCACACCAAAGUCGUCCCAGGGCAGAGCUGCAGAGACCGCAGCCUCCCAUUCUCAGCCCCGCUUCCCCGUCCAUCUCCUUCUAUUCAACCUGAGUGUGCUCGGGCUGGCUAGACUCUGAGUACGAAAGCGGGUUACAUAAGACUAGCGAGGACACUGGCCCUUGAAUUGUCUCUGAGCUUCCUUGUGCUCAGCGUCAUUUCAUGCCCAAGUGCUGCUCUGGGCUGCUUUUCUUAGGAAACUGCUUUCUUCCACUCUGGAAAUGCAGCCUUCCCUGGGGACAGGCCUGCCGCAGGCCAGCCAUUCCAAGCGUGAGAGUCUAUUGCGUGGUGUUCUGGGUGAAUUGAAGUGAUGCCUUGUGCCAUCCCAACAGUAGGCGACAUCUAAGCUAGCAGAGCAAUGAACAGAAAUGGGAUUUGCCUGCAAACAACAUUAUAAACACGGACUCGACUGUGCUAGGAGUGCUUCCUGCGUACCUGACCACCUGGAACAGAGAGAGAGAGAGAGAGAGGCAUUUGCGUUCUAGGUGAAGUGUCAUGCACAGCAGAAUGUCCUUGGCCUAUAAACAUAUUCACUGCCCUCAGUCAGUAACCCUAUGGACCAGCAGAGAACCGCCCCUGUGGGUUUCUGAGACUGUAACUCUACAGGAGUGGACAGUCUCGUCUUUCUCCCACGGAGUAGACCCAGGAACUUAUGAACCCUUUACUUAUUUACUUUUAUUCCAAUUUCUCCUACUCACUAAGUCUGGUUUAUUCUCCGCUAGCCUGAACUUAACCUUCUCUUAAGAGCAGGAAAUAAAAGAGAAUCUGAAGAGAAGGAUAAGUCGUGGAACUCCUCCUUAUCAUCCUCUUGAGAUCAUUAUUGCUGCUGAAGAAACAUUUGCUCCCACUUCCCACUCAGCUGAUUAGGACCUUCCUUCCUGGGUAUCAAAUUCUGCCACGUCUUUCCUUUUGAGUAUCAAAACCCAGACUGCUCUUUGACAUUGAAAUGACGUCAGCAUCUUGGGAAAUCCCAGGUGGAAGAGGACUGCUUCUAGUGUUUGAGCUACCCACUGCCAUUGAGCUGAUUCUGAUGUAUAGCAGCUCUCUGGGGCAGAGUAGUAAAAUUGCCCCCCUCUGGGCUUCUGAGAUGAUCGGGGAGCACGCUGCUUCAUCAUUCUCCCAGGGGCAGCUGGUGAGGCCAACCACCAGCCUUGAGAUUAGUAGUGCAGUGUAUCCCCCAUGACACCACCAGGGCUCCUUUUGAGAUCCAUACCAUGAUCAAAUUCGGUACCUGGAAGUUCCAUUAAAAAUGUUUUAGCCACAUCUUUGAAUUCCCUUGCUAUUGCUCAUCUUCAUUAUUUCCUGGAAAUAAAGAGAGGAGGAAGGAGAAAAGGAGGGAAAGUAUAUAUCAAGGCAUGGAGAUACUUGUUCUAAUUAGUUUUUUGUUUAGAUGAUGUUACUUAAGGCUCCAGAUAGCGUUCUAGUGGGGAAUAUCUCUCUCUCUCUCUCUCUCUCUCUCUCUCUCUCUCUCUCUCUCCUAGAAGGCAGAGUACCACCAGACAUUCAGACAUGGAGGUAGAGCUACAGUCAGUCUAGAAUUACCUGCACCAUGAAAAGACAGUGUGCUCUUGAGCCACUCAAACUCCAAACUUAACUGUCAUUGAGUCAAUAAUGACCCAUAGUAACCCUAUAGGACAGGGUAGAACUGUCCCGUGAG
Molecule: messenger RNA, 11010 nt
Organism: Echinops telfairi (small Madagascar hedgehog)
Lineage: Eukaryota; Metazoa; Chordata; Mammalia; Afrosoricida; Tenrecidae
Gene: CACNA1E
Product: calcium voltage-gated channel subunit alpha1 E
Exons: 48
Coding region: 66-7244 (2392 amino acids)
Biological process (GO): calcium ion import across plasma membrane; chemical synaptic transmission
Cellular component (GO): membrane; neuronal cell body; voltage-gated calcium channel complex
Molecular function (GO): calcium ion binding; high voltage-gated calcium channel activity
Source: RefSeq, a predicted model, not a curated record